Haliotis rubra (blacklip abalone) is the source of this 1013-nucleotide messenger RNA. Its product is annotated as chymotrypsin-like serine proteinase. NCBI's taxonomy places the organism in Eukaryota, Metazoa, Mollusca, Gastropoda, Lepetellida, Haliotidae. Gene Ontology annotation, molecular function: serine-type endopeptidase activity. Gene Ontology annotation, biological process: proteolysis. The transcript is spliced from 6 exons. The record is from RefSeq and is a predicted model, not a curated record. Bases 1 to 867 code for a protein of 288 amino acids.
AUGGUUCUCCAGACUAAAGUCCUGCAGCUUACCUGCGCGUCCGCCCGGCCAGGUACCCGGAUUUCUGGAGGAGCUCCACUGGCCCCCGGUGAGCUGCCCUACCUCGUCUCCGUGCAGCUCAACAGCUCCAACGUCUGGUACCACCUGUGUGGCGGCGCCCUCAUCAGUGAGACCACGGUCGUCACUGCAGCUCACUGCAUCUCUGGCUCGGCAGCAGACUACCGUAUCGUGCUGGGAGAAUACAGCCUUAGUCAAGACGACGGGACCGAGGAGUACUCUUCUGUGGCCAGCUACGUCAGACAUCCUGAUUACAAUGGCAACGCUGCUGGCUUCCCCAACGACAUCACCAUUGUUACUUUGGCAAACAACGUCAACACCAACAACAGCGCAAUCGGCACCAUACCCCUCGCUGACGCCGGUGCUGACUUCACUGGUCAGGAUUGUACCAUCUCUGGUUGGGGUAGCUUAGCGGGAGAUCGGCAGGGGCCGAGGGAUGAGUUCAACACAACUGAGAAUUUGUCUCAACCGAGUUCGAGAUAUUGGGGUUCGACUGUACCACACAACGCUGUCUUUGCAGGGUCAGUGGCACUGCAGGAUACGCCGUCUAAUGCCACGUUUCCUGCCAUCUCCAACGCCGCCUGUACCAGCCUGUGGGCACCUGUCCCCGGCGUCGUCGUCCUCCCCAGCCACGUCUGCAUGGUUGGUACUGCUGGUCAAGCCGCUUGUCACUACGACAAUGGGGGGCCGAUGGUGUGUAACGGCGUCCUUGUCGGACUCAUCUCUUGGGGGGACAGCUCGUGCGAGGGGACGCUCCCUUCGGUCAUGGCCAGUAUUCCAUACUUUCGCAACUGGAUUGAUGCAAACUAGGCGAAGCUCGUCGCCUACAGCGGGUAUCUCAACAGCAAAUUAUUCCCGACAAAACAGAUUUAGUUUUUCUUUUGAUUAAAGAUAACUUUUAAACAUAAAUUCCUUCUGUGUGCGAUCCUUUAUGCUUAUUAAACACUCAACCCUUU